AUGAACAACCGACGCGAGAACGAAGAAGAAGAACCCCAGGAAACCGUUGUGGCGACCAUGGUGGAGUCCCCCGCUGUCCCUGUUCGCGUCAGCCGAGAAGAACCAGCUCUGGUCAAACUGCUCCAAAAAGAGAAUAGCAUGUUCUCCUUGCUUGACUCUGAUGACAAGGCGUCCUUUUCUUGUGCCAGCUAUCGCAUGAAACGAACCUACGAAGAGUACUGUUCUCCAUUUGUUUCCCAUUCAAGACCUAUUCCGUCACACCAAAAUUGCCAACAACAUUUUCUCCUUCCUUGGCAUGGGCCACUAUCGUUUUGUUGGAGCUGUCAACAAACGGAUGAAUCAGGCAUACAAGAGCUUCUGUGGCAAAGUCAUCAAUCCUCCACAGGUCCAGAAUCCGCCACAGCUCUACAAUUUGUGGCAUGGGCAGCACCCAGCAAUCGAAAGCGAAACUGCAACAUUUUGCCGCGAUUGCCGGAUUGGGUCUGCCCCUACUUGGCCGAACGAGGAAAUGCUCCAAUGCUCCGUUGGGCCAAGCAGAAAUUUGUUCGGACGGAUGAAGCUUGCUACUAUGCGGCCCGUUUUGGUCACUUGGAGUGCCUCCAAGUUGCCAUUCAAUUUGAAGUGCGCGACUGGGAAGCACGUGUAUGUGCCGAAGCUUCGAAACGUGGGCAUCUCCACAUCCUCAAAUGGUGGCACAAUAAUCAUGGUCCCUGGGAUAUGAGUGUUUGCGAUUAUGCUGCUGAGGGAGGGCAGAUGGAAACCCUUGUAUAUGCCCGUACACACGGUUGUCCAUGGGACGCAACCACGUGCCACAUGGCGGCUCUCUUUGGCCAUCUGGCCAUCCUGAAGUAUGCCCAUGAACAUGAUUGUCCAUGGAAUGAAACCACCUGCCACAUGGCUGCCAGGAAUGGGCAUAUGGAUGUCCUGCAAUAUGCCCACAAACGUGGUUGUCCAUGGGAUGCAUCGACGUGUACCGAGGCUGCCGAGAAUGGGCAGGUGGAAGCACUACAAUAUGCCUACGAAAACGGAUGUGACUGCAGUUGGGUUGAGUGCAUGAGAUUGGCUCUCCAUCAUGAAAAAUUGCACAUCCUUCAGUGGCUCUACUCUCAAAAGGAACAAUCCUGGGAUUGGCAGGUCCUUGCCUUUGAUGUUUCUACCCCCCCUCCAAUCAUGCAGUGGGCCUACGAAAAUGGGUGUCCUUCGCAAUUGUUCCCACUUGAGUUCGUGCCACAGCAAGCCCAAGAAGGCAACAACUGA
Molecule: messenger RNA, 1257 nt
Organism: Seminavis robusta
Lineage: Eukaryota; Bacillariophyta; Bacillariophyceae; Naviculales; Naviculaceae
Source: the annotation of a GenBank genome assembly